AAACACAGGAACUACAGUAGAGGCAUUUAUCUUCCUCUGCGGCUUCAAAAUCCACCGGGAACGAUGCCCAUAAAUCUCAACAUAGGAAUUCUUGGGCAUGUUGAUUCUGGCAAGACGACUCUGGCCAGAGCCCUCAGUGCCAUAGCCAGUACCGGGGCAUUUGACAAGAGUCCUCAGUCCCAGGAAAGAGGAAUUACCUUGGAUUUGGGCUUCAGUGCUCUGCAAAUCUCAAUUCCGGAUCACCUGAAGGAUGCUGCAAAGUCUGAAGAGAAACUUCAGUAUACUUUUGUGGAUUGUCCUGGGCAUGCAAGCCUUAUCCGGACAAUAAUCAGUGGAGCUCAGAUAAUCGACUUUAUGAUUCUGGUCGUGGAUAUUGUCAAGGGUCUUCAGACUCAAACGGCAGAGUGCAUAGUAAUCGGGCAGCUGACUUGCAAGAAGAUGCUAGUGGUCCUGAACAAGAUAGAUCAGCUAGAGGAGAAGAAGAAGCAGCAAGAGAUUGAGAAGAUGACGAAGAAAAUGAAGAAGACACUGGAAAAUUUGGAUAUUCGAGGAUGUCCAGUGGUUCCGGUUUCUGCAUCAACUGGAGAGAAUCUUCAGCUUCUGCUUGACGCCAUUGGGGAAUUUUCUUUUAUUCCUCAGAGGGAGUCUGAGAAACCUUUCCUCUUUGCUGUAGAUCAUUGUUUUAGUACUCGUGGCCAGGGGACGAUUUGCACAGGAACCGUACUCCAGGGAAGCGUCAGGGUUGGGGAUGAGGUUGAAGUGGCACAGUUGAAGCUCUCCCGGAAAGUGAAAACUAUCCAGAUGUUCAGGACUCCUCUGCAAGAAGCCAAACAGGGUGAUAGAAUAGGGAUCAGCAUAACUCAGUUUGAUGCAAAAUCUCUGGAGAGAGGCUUUAUCUGCCGUCCUGGAAGUGUCAUCCAAUGCCGCUGUGGGAUUAUCAAAUUAUCCCGGAUCUCCUUCUAUCGCUCAUCGAUAGCGUCCAACACAAAAUUCCAUAUAACCGCUGGGCAUGAGACAAUCCUGGCCAGUGUUCUCUUAUUCUCGGGAUAUUCAAAGUUUGCCUUUGAGGAAGAGUACAGAUUUGUUGAAGUCAAUCAGGAUGAAGAUUCAAAGGACGAAAACAUUUUUGUACUGCUGCAGUUUAAGAGACCUAUUUCUGUGAUCCCUGGUAUCCUGGUUAUUGCUUCUAAAUUGGACCUAGAUGUCGCCACUACCUCCUGCAGGCUUGCCUUCUACGGGAAGCUUCUGGAAGCGACGGAAGACAAAGACUUCCAAACAAAUUUCCUACCGCGACUGAAGAUCUUCAAGGAAAAAACAAAGAAAGGAACAAUUCAGAGGGUCGUUAACAAUUCCGAAGCAAUUGCAGCUAAUCUUCUAAAGCCCGGAAGCCGGGAAGUCUUCAUAGGGAUGCACAUCCAACUGUCAACGGGGGAAAAAGGAACAAUCGAAAGUACCUUCGGUCAAACUUCGAAGGUGAAACUUCGAUUCCAGGAACCCCUUCCUCAAUCAACAAUUGACAGCCUGAAAAGCAAAUCCUGUCCAAUUUCCGUUGAACUCCAUUUCAAGAAGUACAUCUUCGAUCGCCAAAAGAAAAUACGCCAAUAAGGGUAAGUUAUAAUUGUAUUUCCAUGUCUAUAAUCAUUCUACAAUAAAUACUCAUAAUGCUGGAUUUAUUAUGUACAGAGGUUCAAAAGUAAAUGACUAGUUUUUCAUAAUCGGUCCCCGUAAAAUCUUUGAAAAUAUCUCUGAACUUUUUUUUGGAAUUUUUUCUUCUAAUUCAAACUCUGAGAAUUGUUUUCUACGUCUUUUUUUUAUAUCAGGAAGAAUUAUUUCGUUUGAGUUCACCAUUAUUCUCUUUUUUUUAAAUACAUUUAAAAAAUGCUAUUAUUUCAAUAAUUAGAAACUAAUCUCGUGCAUUUUUUGCUCGUUUUGAACAAAAUUUUCUGUUUUCACAUAAAUUAAAAAUUGUUUUACGUUUUUAUAAUCUUCUUUGAUCAAAUUUUCCUUGUGAAUAUUCUUCUAUGAUUUUAUAUUUUCCUCUAGCCAUACUCUCCACAAACACUCUCUCCACACAAAUUGCAUGUGCAAGACGUUGAUUUCAUUUCUAAAAUACACGAUAAGUGAUUCCUCAAUUUACACACCACGAUCAUCUGGAAAUAAAAUAUUUACAUAAA
Phlebotomus papatasi is the source of this 2174-nucleotide messenger RNA. It is a transcript of the gene eEFSec, whose product is annotated as selenocysteine-specific elongation factor. The transcript is spliced from 2 exons. Gene Ontology annotation, molecular function: GTP binding; GTPase activity; translation elongation factor activity. Gene Ontology annotation, biological process: selenocysteine incorporation. The coding region runs from base 64 to 1605 and encodes 513 amino acids. The record is from RefSeq and is a predicted model, not a curated record. NCBI's taxonomy places the organism in Eukaryota, Metazoa, Arthropoda, Insecta, Diptera, Psychodidae.